Phytophthora sojae is the source of this 1155-nucleotide messenger RNA. RefSeq lists its product as hypothetical. Lineage: Eukaryota; Oomycota; Peronosporomycetes; Peronosporales; Peronosporaceae. Bases 1 to 1155 code for a protein of 384 amino acids. The transcript has a single exon. The record is from RefSeq and is a predicted model, not a curated record. Gene Ontology annotation, molecular function: NAD binding.
AUGCCGGCGCUGUCCAAGCUGCGCGUCCCCGUCGUGUCGUUCCUCAAUGGGAUGGGCUCUGCCAUGCGCAAGGACUUCGCGGCCUCGUCGUCGCCCGCCGGCGACCUCUUUCGGUCUGGGAAGCUCGAGCUCGUGGACGUGCCCGUGCCCAAGCUCGUGGGCAACACGCAGGACCCACUCAACGGCCACCGCAUGGACGACACGGGGGCCCCUAGCUGGGACAUUACCACCGAGCAGCAGCGCGUCAUCGAGCAGGCCAAGAUCGUGGUCAUGGACCAGCAUUCCGGCGGGCCGCUCUUCCUCACGCCCGAGCAGAGCCUACCCCAGGACAAGCGCGACAUCCUGCGCAACAUCGAGUGGGUGCAAGGCACGUACGCCGGCGUGGAGCAGUACCUGAACCGACUGCCCCACGGCAAGAAUGCGCUGCCGGCUGACCAACUGCCAAAGUUCACGUUGACUCGGGCCGGAGGGUUCCUGCCGCGCAUCAUGGCGCAGUACGUCUUCGGGUACGUGACCAUGCUGGAGCGGAUGCUGCUGGAGGCUCGGGACUUCCAGAGCAACCGCGACUACGCACGAGAGCGAAUGAUCCAAUUCCGGCCGGCGCAGACGGUGACCGUGGGGAUUCUUGGGCUGGGGGAUAUCGGCCAGGGGGUGGGCAAGAUGCUGCGUGGGGCCGGGUACAAGGUGCUGGGCUUCAAGCGCCGCAUCGGACCCGAGCUGGAGCUGGAGCUGGCUUCCUGUGCCGAUCGCGUCACUCCCGACCUGGAGGAAGUGCUGUCCAAGAGUGAUUAUCUCGUGAACGUGCUGCCAAGUACGAGCUCGACGCGCUACUUGCUGAACGAAAAGAAUCUCGAGCUGUGCCGAGAACGCAAGCCGGUCUUCAUUAACAUUGGACGCGGUGAUGUGAUCGCAGAGAAGACCAUUAUUAACGCUCUAGACAGCGACGUGUGGUCUCGUGCCGUGCUGGACGUGUUCGAGGAGGAGCCGCUCCCGAACGAAAGCGCGUUGUGGGCGCAUCCGUCGGUGCUUCUGACCCCGCACGUGUCAGGGUACGUGUUCGUGGAGGACGUGGCCAGUAUGUUCGUGGACAACUUCAAUCGCUACCUGCGUGGAGAACCCGUGCUGUACAAGGUCGAUUGGACUGCGGGGUAUUGA